Molecule: messenger RNA, 8893 nt
Organism: Oncorhynchus nerka (sockeye salmon)
Lineage: Eukaryota; Metazoa; Chordata; Actinopteri; Salmoniformes; Salmonidae
Gene: ift54
Product: TNF receptor-associated factor 3 interacting protein 1
Exons: 16
Coding region: 115-2040 (641 amino acids)
Biological process (GO): cilium assembly; intraciliary transport; regulation of microtubule cytoskeleton organization
Cellular component (GO): axoneme; centrosome; intraciliary transport particle B
Molecular function (GO): microtubule binding
Source: RefSeq, a predicted model, not a curated record
UGCAUUGUGGGAUUGGACGCUAUUGACAUAGCGACAGGAGAGCUGGUAGAGAAACAGUCUUUUUCCUAUUUUUUUAUCAAUAGUUUUGGGGAAAUUAUCAUUCCAACAACUGCUAUGAACGCGUCAGUGGCCAAAAAGACCCAAGACACUUUGGGGAAAGUGAUAAAGAAACCGCCGCUUACUGAAAAACUGCUCACCAAACCGCCGUUUCGAUACCUGCACGACAUAUUCAGUGAGGUGAUCCGGACCACUGGCUUCAUGAAGGGACUCUAUGUAGAGACAGAGAUGAAGUCAGACAAUGUGAAGGAUAAGGAUGCUAAGAUGGCGUUCCUGCAGAAGGCCAUGGACGUGGUAAUGCUGGUGAGCGGCGAGCCCCUGUCGGCCAAGCCGGCACGCAUCGUAGCCGGCCACGAGCCAGAGAAGACCAAUGAGCUGCUGCAGGCUAUAGCCAAGUGCUGCCUCAACAAGCUGUCCAGUGAGGAGGCAGUGAAGCGGGUGCUGAUGGGGGACAAGCUGGACCCCAAAGGGAAGGCCAGCACCUCCCGUUCCCAGGACAAGGAGAACCGGGAGGGACGAGAGCGCCACAGAGACCGAGAGGAGAGGAAGGAGAUACGAGAGCACAGCAUCGGUGGAGGCCGGGAGAAGAAGGACCCGGACCAGCCCAAAGAGCAGGAGGACAGGCGAGGCAACAAGGAGAAGGAGCCCCACCGCGAGGGAGAGCGGUCGGAGAAGGCCCGCGAACGAGACCGGACCAAAGACCGCGACAAGGACAAGAGCCGGGACCGAGAGAGGGACAAAGACAAGAGAAGAGAGAAAGACGGGGAACGAGACAAGGAGAGGGAGAAGGACAGAGGCGGAGAGAAGAGCAAAGACAAGGAGACACACAGAGCGAGAGACCGAUAUAGGGAGGAAGAUGGAGACAGGGAUAAACGGCGAGACAAGGGAGAAAGGGAGAAGGUGAGAGGGACCAGACACAAACAGGGGGAGGAGAAGACCAAAGUGCCAGAGAAAGGGGACAAAAAGGCCAGAGCGUCAGAGGAGUCAAAACACCGACCACAUCCAGAGGAGCCCAGUAAAACGACCAAACCUGAACCAGCGGCCGCAGAAGUCACAGACAAGCAGUCUGACAGUCCAGCCAGAAUACCCCGGCCCUCAUCUGCUAAGGGGCAGAGGCGCAUGCCCAAAGCAGGAGCCCAACAAGAGUCUGACGGUGAAGGAGAUGGAGACACUCCGUUGGCAGAGAGGCCGGUCCCCCUGGAGAACGGCGAUGCCACAGACGCAGUGCCAGCCCACAUGGCCCACAGCAACCGAAGGAUACCUCGGCCCAACAGCGCACGGCCCGCCCCUCCUCGGUUCAAGAGGCAGGAGAGCUAUGCUGACGUGACCCCGGCCGAACGGCUGACCAGUGCCAAGCCCCCGGCAGCUGUCAUAAUGGAGGGGAAGAAGCUCUCUGAGGAUGAGGAGGAGGAUGAAGAUGAGCAGUUUGUGGUGCAGGAGGCUGCCCCUCCUCCCCCCGACAUGCCCGACAUGGAGAUGGAUCCUUCAGUGGGACUUCAAGGCGAUGAGAAGCAUGGUGGGCUGGUGAAAAAAAUCCUUGAAACCAAGAAAGACUUUGAAACAUCACCAUCAUCUCCAAAGUCCAAAGACCAGACACAAAGCCUGGUGUCGGAGGCGGCCAGGAAGAAGGAGAGGGAGCUGGUGUCCAGGGAGAUCGAACGGCUGCGCUCGUCCAUCCAGACGGUGUGCCGCAGCACCCUGCCCCUGGGCAAGAUCAUGGACUACAUCCAGGAGGACAUGGACGCCAUGCAGAACGAGCUGCACACCUGGAGGAGGGAGAACAAGGAGCAUGCGCAGGCCCUGCUGCAGGAACAGAGAGUGACGGACAACGCCGUGGAGCCUCUGAAGGCCGAGCUAGCCGAGCUGGAGCAGCUGAUCAAGGAGCAGCAGGACAAGAUCUGCGCUGUCAAGUCCAACGUCCUGAAGAACGAGGAUAAGAUCCAGAAGAUGGUGACCAGCAUCAACUUCUCCUCGCGAACAUGAGGGGGAGCCAAGGUCCAAAUAAAGGGGUUCGCUCCCUUAAAAAAAAUAAGUGUUUGGGUGAGCCUGGGUUCUUACUUAGUCUGGUAACAUCCGAAAUGAUAGAGGCCUCAACUGCACUUUCAUUCCUUGUCAUCAAUGUUCCCUCUAAACUUGCGCGUGUGCGUGGGCCCGCACUUCCUCCAGGACUGCAGUGCAGAAGAAAUGCCAUGCUGCGCAGAGACGCAAGAGAUUGAACUUCACUGAGUUCACCCCAUUAGUUUGCACUAUAUAGAUCGAUGUUUUUUCUGUGAUCAAAUCAACAUGAAAUGAGCCCCUUUUCAAUGCAACAAACCAAAACAAAUCUAACUUUGCAAGAUUGAGUCUGUGAUGUUGCUGUAGGCAGAGCCAGAGCGCAACGGAGUAGAAUUCUAUUGGCAGGGGUAGCCCACUAGCGGUCUUUCAAUCACCCAUGAGUUAAUGCCUUUUCAGAUCAGAGCGCAGAGCAUGUGUACAUUUGUUGAUAUUCUUUGCUAGUUAGUGAGUUGUUAGCCCAGUUAUAGAUAAGUAUAGGUCAGCCAUGGGUUGUUACUGCUUCCUACAAGAGCACAAAACAUGUAGGAUACAUUUCAAGCUGUCUUUGAAAAGCCAGUCAGGUGAAAAGCUUACAUCUUAAUUAAAGGGGCGGUAUUGUAUUUUGAGACGUGCUUGAAUAUGCAAAUAAGCCAAUAUGCAGAGCGGUAGCCUACAUUGUCUAAUUCUCUCUAUGGUAAUAAUAAUUAGUUGUAUUUUAUAAAGUGUUUCUUGCAUCAUGCAACACAAUACAAUGCCAUUUGCAAUCAUCUAUUUGGCCCAUGGCGUUAGAGACCAAGUAAAAAAUUAUAAAUUAAUAUCAAGUCUUUUAUAAUGUUUUUUUAAUAUUUUUUUUAUAUAAGUCUCAUGCAAUGUAGGCCUGCAUUGAACACCACAUAUAGGCUACUGUAGUAGGCUAUAUCAUUGAAAUCAAAAGCUAUUUCCAUGUGAAAAUGUUAUGGGAUUUGCUCCAUUGGUUUUGCUGGUAGGCCUACAUUAUUUUCAAAUUCCACAAUAGCCAUUGGCUACUGUCAAACUGUAAGGGUACAGCCUCCGAGUUCAUUGUAAACGUGCACCGGAAGUUGCACAAAAUUCUCACAAUGUUCAAGUUUCCGCUCACAAAACCAAAAAUUUGCUCAGUGCCCCCAAACAAUGGAGGGAACGUUGGUUGUCAUGUCAUGAUGAGAAAAAAACGCCCCGCUUUUAUCACCCCCUCUCUUUUCAUGGUGCCUUUGUGGAACGCACACACACACACACACACACACUAACUGACUGGUUGUGGAGAGGGUUUGUAUUCAACCCCCUAGGGAGAGAGACACACUUGUGUUAAUUUGUUAGUGCUCAUCCACUUUAUGGUGAUUGACAUACCUUUACAUGUUUUUAUUAGUUUCUCAUUUUUCGACAUUACAUACUGUAUGCAUAGAAUAAGGCUUGACUUGAAUCUGUAUAUACAGUACCAGUCAACUUUGGACACCUACUCAUUCAAGGGUUUUUAUUUGUACUAUAUUCUACAUUGUAGAAUAGUAGUGAAGACAUCAAAAAUAUGAAAUAGCACAUGGAAUCAUGUAGUAACCAGAAAAGUGUUUGCCGUGAUGAUAGUUUUGCACACUUUUGGCAUUCUCUCACCCAGCUUCAUGACGUAGUCACCUGGGAUGCAUUUUAAAUUAACAGGUGUGCCUUGUUUAAAAGUUACUUUGUGGAGUUUCUUUCCUUGAUGCUUUUGAGCCAAUCAGUUGUGUUGUGACAAGGUAGGGAUGGUAUACAGAAGAUAGCCCUAUUUGGUAAAAUAACAAGUCCAUAUUAUGGCAAGAACAGCUCAAAUAAGCAAAGAGAAACGAUAGCCCAUCAUUACAUUAAGACAUGAAGGUCAGUCAAUCUGGAAAAUUUCAAGAUCUUUAAAAGUUUCUUUAAGUGCGGUCUCAAAAACCAUCAAGCGCUAUGAUGAAACUUGCUCUCAUGAGGACCACCACAGAAAAGGAAGACACAGAGUUACCUCUGCUGCAGAGGAUAAGUUCAUUAGAGUUACCAGCCUCAGAAAUUACAGCUCAAAUAAAUGCGUCAGAGUUCAAGUACCAGACACAUCUCAACAUUAAUUGUUCAGAGAAGACUGCGUGAAUCCGGCCUUCUAAUUUGACAGCCGUGUCUUUGUGAGACGCAGAGUAGGUAAACGGAAGAUCUCCGCAUGUGUGGUUCCCACCGUGAUCCAUGGAGGAGGAGGUGUGAUAGUGCUUUGCUGGUGACACUGUCUGAUUUAUUUAUAAUUGAAGGCACACUUAACCAACAUGGCUACCACAGCAUUCUGCAGCGAUAGUCCCACUAAGCGCAAACCAGAUGGGAUAUCAUUUGUUAUUCAACAGGACAAUGACCCAACACAACUCCAGGCUGUGUAAGGACUAUUUGACCAAGAAGGAGAGUGAUGGAGUGCUGCAUCAGAUGACCUCGCCUCCUUAAUCACCUGACCUCAACCAAAUUGAGAUGGUUUGGGAGGAGUUGGACUGCAGAGUGAAGGAAACAAGUGCUCAGCAUAUGUGGGAACUCCUUCAAGACUGUUGGAAAAACAUUCCAGGUGAAGCUAGUUGAGCUAGUUGAGAGAAUGCAAAGAGUGUACAAAGCUGUCAUCAAGGCAAAGGAUGGCUACUUUGAAGAAUCUCAAAUAUAAAAUAUAUUUAGAUUUGUUUGAACUUUUUUUUGGUUACUACAGGAUUCCAUGUGUUAUUUCAUAGUUUUGAUGUCUUCACUAUUCUACAAUGUAGAAAAAUAAAGAAAAACCCUUGAAUGAGUAGGUGUCCAAACUUUUGACUGGUACUGUAUAUAUAUAUUUAAAAAAUCCACAUCCAACCAUGUACAUUUUAUACGCACGUGUAAUUUUUAAAUAUGUCUGUCAAUUAACAAUUCUGCUGUUCUUCAAAGCCUAUAAAAAGCAAUAGAUCUGAGGUGUGUUUUAACGGGUAGGCAGUCGCGAGUAGGAGAAAACAUGGCAGGAGGAACAAGACAUGUUCCUCCUGGCAACCACUAGCCGUCGGCACCGUCGGCAAGAGAGCAUGCUGACUUUUUUUUCUUUUUUUUACAUGAGCAUGUGUGUGCCUAAAUUGAAAAAUGUAUACACACACAAAGAAAUUUAGGAGCGCAAUGAAAAAUAUUUGAGAUAUUAAAGCUAGAAUCCUUCAUUUUUCUAGGUGUACGUACUGGUGCUCCUAAAUACUAAUUCCAGGUUGCACAGCAAAACAUUUUGGCUGACAUUAGUUGUCAGUCAUGUUUUUAGGAUGACUAUUUAAAAUUCUGUAGAUAAUGUUCCAAAAUUGCAUGUGGAAACAUAUUGCGCUGUUUGUGAUUUGGGAGUUCAAAACUUGAUCGUUCUUUCAUCUGAAAUGGUUUUCAGAAAAACGUAUAACCAAUCUAUCCCACCUAGUGAAUAUUACAUGUUUUAUGGAGUUUAAUUUACAUAUUUUUUUAAAUCUUUUUUAAAAAUCUAAAUGAUUUGUAAAAAUGAAACAAUACUAAGGUGGUGAAAUUGCCCUACAAUAUAUACCACAUGUACAAUAUAAACCACAUGGUUAAAAAAUGUAGAAAAAAUGGGUCCACAGUUCAAUUCCCGAACAACCCCACAUUUUAUAGUAACAUGUUUAUUUGUCCAUGCUGAAAAUAACUGUUUUUCGCCACACUUGUUUCACUUCCAAAGCAAACAUGGUUACUUCAAUUGGAUAGAGAUCCAAACUGUACACUUCUAACAUUUACAUAGUUAGUUAUUUAACUUCUUACACAAGUGGAGACAAGUAAAACUGUGUACAGAUUUUAAUCCAUAAUUUAUUAUAGCAGGAUUAUUAGCUAGUAGGGUCGGGCGGUAUCCAGAUUUUCAUAUCCUCAUGCCGUCCUCUCAUCCCGGGAUUUAUAGUAUUACCGGUUUAAUACACAAGGGGUUACCAAAAUACGCAGAAAAAGCACAUUUGGGCGUCUACCAGAAUGCUAACUAAAUUUGCACAAGUAAUAGCUCAUUUCCUUGGAGGCUGCUAGUUAAAUAUGCUAAGGAAUGCAAAUAAAUGAACUAAUUGCAAAGACAAACAAUCCAGCUCAUGAAGUUAUACAUGUAUACAGUUGAAGUCGGAAGUUUACAUACACCUUAGCCAAAUACAUUUAAACUCGGUUUUUCACAAUUCCUGACAUUUAAUCCUAGUAAAAAAUUCCCUGUCUUAGGUCAGUUAGGAUCACCACUUUAUUUUAUGAAUGUGAAAUGUCAGAAUAAUAGCAGAUAAUGAUUUAUUUCAACUUUUAUUUCUUUCAUCAAAUUCCCAGUGGGUCAGAAGUUAAAUGCAUUCAAUUAGUAUUUGGUAGCAUUGCCUUUAAAUUGUUUAACUUGGGUCAAACGUUUCAGUAGCCUUCCACAAGCUUCCCACAAUAAAUUGGGUGAAUUUUGGCCCAUUCUUCCUGUCAGAGCUUGUGUAACUGAGUCAAGUUUGUAGGCCUCCUUGCUCGCACAUGCUUUUUCAGUUCUGCCAACAAAUUUUCUAUAGGUCAGGGCUUUGUGAUGGCCACUCCAAUACCUUGACUUUGUUGUCCUUAAGCCAUUUUGCCACAACUUUGGCAGUAUGCUUGGGGUCAUUGUCCAUUUGGAAGACCCAUUUGCAACCAAGCUUUAACUUCCUGACUGGUGUCUUGACAUGUUUCUUCAAAAUAUCCACGUAAUUUUCCACCUCAUGAUGCCAUCUAUUUUGUAAAGUGCACCAGUCCCUCCUGCAGCAAAGCACGCCCGCAACAUGAUGCUGCCACCCCCGUGCUUCACAGUUGGGGUAGUGUUCUUUGGCUUGCAAGCCUCUCCCUUUUCCCUCCGAACAUAACAAUUGUCAUUUUGGCCAAACAGUUCUAUUUUUGUUUCGUCAGACCUGAAGACAUUUUUCCAAAAAGUACGAUCUUUGUCCCCAUGUGCAGUUGCAAACCAUAGUCUGGCUUUUUUAUGGCGGUUUUGGAGCAGUGGCUUCUUCCUUGCUGAGCAGCCUUUCAGGUUAUGUCGAUAUAGGACUUGUUUUACUGUGGGUAUAGAUACUUUUGAUUUGCACUUUUCGCAGCAAAGUACGUUCACCUCUAGGAGACAGAACACGUCUCCUUCCUGAGCGUUAUGACGGCUGCGUGGUCCCAUGGUGUUUAUACUUGCGUACUAUUGUUUGUACAGAUAAACGUGGUACCUUCAGGCGUUUGAAAAUUGGUUCAUCCUUGGAAGCAUACCUGUGGAGGUCUACAAUUUUUUUUCUGAGAUCUUGGCUGAUUUCUUUGGAUUUUCCCAUGAAAUCAAGCAAAGAGGUACUGAUUUUGAAGGUAGGUCUUGAAAUAAUUUUCCAAGCUGUUUAAAGGCACAGUCAACUUAGUGUAUGUAAACUUCUGACCCACUGGAAUUGUGAUACAGUGAAAUAAUCUGUCUGUAAACAAUUGUUUAAAAGUCAAGUCAAAAAUGACUUGUCAUGUACAAAGUAGAUGUCCUAACUGACUUGCCAAAACUAUAGUUUGUUAACAAGAAAUUUGUGGAGUGGUUGAAAAACUAGUUUUAAUGACUCCAACCUAUGUAAACUUCCGACUUCAAGUUUGUGUGUGUGUGUGUGGGGGGGGUGUGUUUAAAAAUGUGUAUAUAUAAAAAUUAUUUGAAAAACGUCAUAAGUAGUUUCAUCGGUAUUGAAAAAACAUCCCAUGGCUAUUUCCAAAUACUCCGAUACUGCCCAAGCCUAUUAGCUAGCACAUCAAGUGUACAUGUUAACAUUGGAAUGCAAAAGAAGUAACACUUUAAAAUAAGUUGCUCUAAACCUGUGUAGUAACGCUGUAAUGACUUAAGUAACAGCAUCAGGGUAUACUAACAUAGUGCUUGAGCAAUUGAAUCUAAAAUGUUACUCCAAAUUCAAAAGGCACUCACAUCUGAGCAAUCUUUUUUGCAGGUUCAUGGUAACAGUUGGACAAGAGGGAAAAACCUCUUGUUCUCUCAAACAGAAUCAGUGAACAUGAAAGUUAAUUCAGGAGAAACGACAGGGAUUAUCCAAUCGCAGUACAUUUUAAUGAACGUAUGACGUUUAUACCUUUUUUUAGAUUUUGUGGCAUAGAGAAAGUUAAGAUAUCAGACAGGGGAGGUGGUAUUAAUAACACUGAGUAAAAGAUCAUGUUUGGGGAUUUUCACCCUCCAGACAUUAUUUCCUUAAGGUCUUAAUGUUGUGAAUUUGAAUAUGAAUUAUGCCCCUAUUUCAGAUUACUCAGAUUGUUUUUCUUGUACCCAAGGAUUUAUUGAAACUUGCUCGGUAGGUCAAUGUCCUCGUUGUUGUGGUUUUACAGACAUGUUCAAUACGGCUUAUUUACACACUUUAUUCUAAUAUUUAUGAAAUGCAUAUGUUAUAUUUGGUAGCACUUAUUUGUUUUUCCUUCGUCUCCAACCCCUUUCGAUGCAUGGAACGGAUGUGGGUGGGGCUAGAUUUACAUAGGGGUACACUUUCUUUUUUUUUCUCACAAAAGCUCUGACGAAGACCGUGAGGCCGAUACGUAAGCUUAUUAAAGAUCAGUGAUACUAUCAAGAGCAGUGUGCAAUCUAAAGUGUUACUAAAAUAAUAUACUGUACAAGGAAUUGUUUUUACUGAAUGUCCUGUAAAGCAAGGGCCCAUUUCUGAACUCUUGUUUCUUUAAAUUAGUUAUUUCCAUAUAUUUUUAAGAUGUGACUGUUUACGCUAAACUGUACCAUUCCCACAGUUGCUCUUUUAACUGUAUAUUAUGUCUAUCAUAGUUCACAAAUUAGUAUAAUUUUGUAGUGAAGUGAAAUAAAUGGUACAUUUAAAUAAAAUAA